CCUUGUACUGACUAUGAUGCACAACAAACAAGAAUAGUCCAAUGCGGUGCUGCCGUUCCGCAGAUACGCGCGUACAGACAUUAAUUUAAGCGAUUAAUUUUUAUUUAAACCUACGCAGAACAAUAAUACUAUAGUAUCAGAACUAACCGGUCCUAUUGUGAGGCAGACGUAAUAUUGUGUCACGUAGAUAAUAAACACCACGGUUCUAAACCCUUACAAAUGUUACAAAGACGAAGAAGUUAACAUUUUUCAAAAUUCAAAUAUUUUCACAGACGUUUUAGACCAUGCGAAGAUAUAACACGUAUUCAAUAUGCUUGAUAUUUGCUCUCAGCAUCUCUCUCUUUAUCAUCGCCAGUUUAUAUGUCGACAAAACUAUUUACCUAACAUCGACUGAACAUUGGAGGAGCUUAAAGGUAAUAAUCAAAGUUGAAGAUAGUGAAGACUCAUACGUACAAGAAAUACCCAUUAAGUUGUACUAUAAAGUAAAUAAUAGUGCGACAAAUAAAGGAGAUAUACAUACUAUGACUAAUGAAAACCAGUCUCAUGGCACGACAGUCAUAAAUAAUGCUUCCAUCCCGACACAAAAAGAAACACAUUUGGCUACAGACAUCGAAAAUAUAUUGGAUAAAGCACGAUCUGACAUUCGACGGCAGCUCUCUAACUAUAACUUAUCAUAUUCGGGUGUUGAUGCCUUAGAGGAUUUAGUCAUGGAGUCUGGAGGACAUCCGAUAAGGACGCUCGUUAUAUCAUCAUGGAGAUCAGGAUCUACAUUCCUCGGUGACCUUGUGAAUUCCAUUCCCAGCAACUAUUAUCAUUACGAACCCCUGCUAAUGUUCGGAACAAAACAAAUAAGGAGGCCGACUGAUGCGACCGAGGCCCUGAGCAUUGUCACGCGUAUGUUCAAAUGUAACUUCGAAGGUUUGGAGGAGUAUUUUGAAUUUGAAAGUAAAGACUUGUCCUUAUUUAGCCACAGUACUAGGUUAUGGGAUUAUUGCAAGGACGACAAAACAAACGACCUUUGUUUUAAUGCUGAUUUCAUUUCAAGAAUGUGUAAACUGUUUCCCUUUCAAAGUAUGAAGCUUGUGCGGUUAAGGUUACGCCUUGUCGAUGAAAUAUUGAAUGAUACAGAGCUUAAUGUAAAGGUGAUCCUGUUAAUGCGUGACCCUCGCGGUCUGAUGCAGUCCAGACGUCACCGUCGGUUCUGUGAGCUGUCCUCAGACUGCUGGGAGCCGUCUCUUGUGUGUGCUGACAUGGUCAGCGACUACAUUGCAGCUCGGAACAUAAUGCAACGAUAUCCGGGUCGGCUGUUGGUUAUCCGAUUCGAGGACCUAGCACUGAAGCCAGAUAUAACUUCGCAGCAAAUUCUGGACUUCAUGAAAGUGGAUGGAAGGAAGGCGUUCGACGAGUUCUUGAGCUCCCACACCAACAUGGAGGUGGCUGGAGUGCACUCCACGUUCAAGGUCACGCGGAACAUUCCUUUCAAAUGGAAGUACACCUUGGAUUACCACUAUGUUGAAGACUUACAGAUAGCCUGUAAAGAAGCCAUGAGUUUAUGGGGUUAUAAAAUGGCGUACAACGAGACGCAGAUGAUGAGCAACGAGUUCAACCCCGUCGAGGAUUACACCAUCUCAAAAUGAACACACCACGCAUGGUUCAGUGAACAUUUUACUCAAAAGUAUUACGUCAGAGUUGUUUAGACGUAGAACUCCUGACAAUUAUACUGCGUUCUAAUUUUACGUAACGGUAAAAAUAUUGGGAAUUUGUUUUUAUUAUCAUCUACCAACGACUAUUUGGGUGGCAUGUGUCAGUGAACUUGUAUGUUUGUAAACGCACCCACGACACAGGAGAAAAUCCUAGAAAAAAAAUUUGUAAAUGUGCUUGAAUUAAAGCAGUAAUUUGGUUCCUAAAUUAUUUCUG
Spodoptera frugiperda (fall armyworm) is the source of this 1917-nucleotide messenger RNA. RefSeq names its product carbohydrate sulfotransferase 4. Gene Ontology annotation, biological process: sulfur compound metabolic process; N-acetylglucosamine metabolic process. The record is from RefSeq and is a predicted model, not a curated record. Bases 285 to 1637 code for a protein of 450 amino acids. Lineage: Eukaryota; Metazoa; Arthropoda; Insecta; Lepidoptera; Noctuidae. Gene Ontology annotation, molecular function: N-acetylglucosamine 6-O-sulfotransferase activity. The transcript is spliced from 5 exons.